CGCGUGUUUGGAUCACAUUAGCUGAUUCAUAUAAAAUUUAGAUUUAGGCGCCUAAAUAUAUUUCCCUCUGAACUGAUAAUCCACGUCAAAAAGAUAAGAUUUUUUUUUUUUCUCAGUAGCCAAACUCCAUCUUCAUAACUCACGAAUUACCAUUCAAUAUUUGAAGCUAAUCUCUUGAAAUUUUGUGUUUCUGGGUACUUACGAACAAUCCCUGCUUCCCAAUUCCAUGUUUGCAGCAUCCGAUUGACCGGAAAUUUCGAGGGUUUUCUGCAGCGAUGAAUUUGUCGGUGAGUUUUGGCGGCAACUCGGUCAUUCAUCUGCCGCGGUGCGGCUCGUGCAGCGGCGUUCGUUUAUCUUGUCCGGCCAUUGCGAGCUGGAAAUUCAGCUCUCGCUGCUCGCUGAGGAGCAACUUGAAGGUCGUUUGCAGAGCGAACGAGACAGAGGCGGAGCCGGAGAUUAACAAUGACGAGGAAAGGAACAUAAAUGGAGAAAUCGAAGGAGUUGUGUCGAGUGGUUUGAGUUCCGGUAAUAGUUCAGAGCAAGGUUCUCAGAAUUCGGUUAAUGAUCAGUCUCUUGAGUCGAAAAGCUUGGUGAAUAGUGACACUAAUGGAGAAACAAAUGCCGGGGUCAAAUUUGAGGAUGUUAAAGAUGAUCAAGUUGCAAGUGGGUCACCACUUCCAGGUGUGAAGGUGCAGAAGGAAUUUGCCGAAUCAAUCAGAAUCCCGAAGGAAACUAUUGAUAUUCUGAAGGACCAAGUGUUUGGUUUUGACACGUUCUUUGUGACCAGCCAAGAACCAUAUGAAGGUGGGAUAUUAUUCAAGGGAAAUCUACGAGGGCAAGCUGCAAAAAGUUACGAGAAAAUUACAAGAAGAAUGAAAACCAAGUUCGAAGAUCUGUAUAAAGUGUUCCUUCUAAUUAAUCCAGAGGAUGAUAAACCUGUUGCUGUUGUUGUACCAAGGAAGACAUUGCAACCAGAUACCACUGUUGUUCCAGAAUGGUUUGCUGCUGGGGCUUUCGGAUUAGUCACUGUAUUCACCUUACUUCUUCGUAAUGUUCCAGAACUACAGACCAAUAUAUUAUCAGUAUUUGACAAUGUCGAGUUGUUGAAAAACGGGCUUCCUGGAGCUCUUGUAACUGCUCUUAUUAUGGGAGUACAUGAAAUCAGCCAUUUACUAGUGGCUAAAGAAGCUGGAAUUAAGCUUGGAGUUCCUUACUUUGUGCCAAGUUGGCAGAUAGGAUCAUUCGGUUCUAUAACAAGGAUUCGCAAUAUCGUGCCAAAACGUGAAGAUCUCUUGAAAGUUGCAGCAGCAGGUCCUUCAGCAGGGUUUGCUUUGGGACUCGUGCUUUUGCUUGUGGGAUUCGUUUUGCCUCCGGCUGAUAAACUUGGUCUUGUUAUCGAUCCUGCUGUAUUUCAUGAAUCACUUCUAGUCGGUGGUAUAGCUAAGCUACUUCUUGGUGAUAUUCUGAAAGAAGGCACCCCAUUAUCGGUGAAUCCACUAGUAAUGUGGGCUUGGGCCGGGCUUCUCAUAAAUGCUAUUAACAGCAUUCCUGCAGGAGAGCUUGACGGUGGCCGGAUUUCUUUUGCCAUCUGGGGAAGAAAGGCCUCAUCUCGAUUUACUUCAGCCUCGAUCGUGCUUCUUGGGCUGGCCUCAUUGUUCAGCGACGUGGCUUUUUACUGGGUUGUUUUGAUAUUCUUCCUGCAAAGAGGCCCAAUAGCGCCUUGUUCUGAAGAAGUCACGGGCCCUGACGACAAGUAUAAGGCCCUUGGGAUAAUGGUUUUGCUACUUGGGCUCUUUGUGUGCUUGCCAUAUCCAUUUCCAUUUACAAGUAAUGUUAUUGACAGUUUUUAGGAAGCCCAGCAGAAGUUUUUUGUAUAGUUAUUACUAUUUCUUGAAGCUAUUUUGGUGCUCUGUAUGGCUUUUAUCUGAGUGCAAUCCUGUUCUGUUGUUUAAUUGUUUGUUGUUAUUAUAUUGGUUAAAUAUGCAAAUACACAAUUUGAUUGUGAAGCAUUUCAUGGGAGAUUAAAAUAUCUGAACAUGGAAAUUAUUGGAAAUACA
Messenger RNA from Striga asiatica, 2057 nucleotides. Lineage: Eukaryota; Viridiplantae; Streptophyta; Magnoliopsida; Lamiales; Orobanchaceae. The record is from the annotation of a GenBank genome assembly.